CCUAUCAAGAUAUGGCAGGCGGGGUUUUCUUGCUAGCAAGGCAUAUAACCAUGGCUCCAAGCAGAAUUGAUGGGAUUAGCCUCUUUAACUUAUUAAUUUUGAGUUCUAGAGGGAUGGAGAGGGAGAGAGAGAUUUAGGGUCCAAUUUCUUUUCUAAGAACAUUUCUUUUCAUAAUUCUUUUUGUGGUUCUCUCUCAUUUGUCCUCUCCACUCUCUGACACACUGCUCUCUACAUGGCGUAAACCCUUGAUGCCUGAUAGUGCAAGCAAAGCAAAGGAAGCACCCCCACCUUCUUCUUCUUCUUUUUUAAUGCCCUUCACUAAAACACACUGUCUUCCUCUUUUUCAGUAAAAAAAUCUGCUUUUCUCUCUCUCCCCUCUCUUCUUUUUGGCCCUCAACACUUCUAUAAGCUCCUUGUUUAGUGCUUGCUUCCCCAGUAAAACCCACCUCCUCUCAAACUCUCUCCCAUCUCUCUUCUCUCUUCUAUCUUCUCCUUCACCACCCAUUUGUUACACUCCUUUUUCUCUUCAAAUCCUCCCCCCUCUUAGCCAGAACCUUCUUGUUUUCUCUUACAACCAUUGCGGAAAGUGUUUAAGCUCGGUGUCAUCAAAUUAGACGAGUUCAUUCUUGACGCUAUAUAUCUUGUCUUCCUAUUCUUUAAGCCACUUCUUUCUUUCUUUCUUUCUUUCCGUUUCUAGAGCUAGGUUCCCAACUAGCUAGCUCCCAUGCCCCAUCGUUUUCUUACUUGUAUUUUAUAUAUAUAGGGUCUAGUGUUUGAGGGUUGUCUCUCCCCUCCCCUCCCCCCCGACCUCUCUCACUCUCUUUCAAGAAAUGGAAAUGUGUGGAGAGACAAAGUGGUUCUUUUGAUCAUACAUAUUGGUAUUGACAGCUCCUGAGUCUACACCGCUAGUGAGUCUCCUGCUCCCUUCCUUUUCUUCUAAGUUGACCGUCGAAGUAAGAAUUAAGAUGGGCGUUCAUGAAGGUCUAGGUAGUUGCUGAACCUUUUUUUUUGCUUUAAUUGAGCUUUUUUUUAUCAAAAGACUGACCACCCUUGUCUGUCUUCAUCAUAUAGCAACCCUCUCUUUCUUUCUGCUACGCGAUCACCUUAAGCUAGCAAAGUCCAAAGCUCCUGUGAUUCCUAAGAUUAGGUCUUUUGUUUUUGCUUUUGUCUCCUUUUAGUUUUCGAGGGGGUAGAAGAGUUUCUAAGAUCGAUAAAUAUGGUGUCAAGUGUUCAAAGCUAGGUUCUAUAGUCUCCAAGUGUGUUGUGUUGCAUCAAGAAAAGUAGACCAUUGCCAUUAUUAAAAAGGAAAAGGCCUGGGAUUUUAAGAAAACAGCCCACUUUUUUAAUUCUAAUCAUUAAGCCUCUUAAUUGUGCUUCCUGUCUGGUUCUUUCUCUUUUGGUCUCCAAACAAACAAACAAGAAACAAGUAAAAUAUUUGUCCAAAAAGUGGAGAGGAAGGAAAUGGAACUUUCAAGUCAUGAGGGGGGGAUCCCCAUCCCACUGAACAGUACAUUUGGAGGGAGUCAUGGGCAUGGACAUGGCCACUUGAUCCAUCAUGAUCAUCCUGCAGUGCCCCACAACCACAACAAUAUCAUCCCUUCCCCGGCACCACAAAUCCCCAGCUCCAACAAUGGCCCUUCCAUAACAACAGCAAGUAUAGACGACAAUCAUGUGCCUUACAAGAAAAUGGUUAGGUACAGGGAAUGCCUCAAGAACCAUGCAGCUUCCAUGGGAGGGAAUGCCACUGAUGGGUGUGGUGAGUUCAUGCCCAGUGGUGAAGAGGGUAGCAUAGGAGCUCUCACUUGCUCAGCCUGCAAUUGUCACAGAAACUUCCACAGGAAAGAAAUUGAAGGUGAACACACCUCAUGUGCCGGGGAUCAUUGCUACCAUAACAGCCCACAUUUCAACAGGCUUGGAAGGAAAGUUGUUUUAGGUCACCACAAGAGCAUUCUAGGCCCUGAGGCCUUAGGCUACCCUACAGCCACUGGUACUCUUAUACCCUCGAGAGCAUCAGCACCCCACCACCAGAUGAUAAUGUCCUACAACAUGGGGUCUCUUCCUUCAGAAUCUGAUGAGCAGGAAGAUGGAGGUGGGGUACUGAUGGCCAGGCCUGCACAGCUGAUGAAGAAAAGGUUUAGGACAAAGUUCUCACAGGAACAGAAGGAGAAAAUGCUCAACUUUGCAGAGAAAGUUGGGUGGAAGCUACAAAAGCAAGAAGAAACAGUAGUGCAGCAGUUCUGCCAGGAGAUUGGUGUCAAGAGAAGAGUACUCAAGGUUUGGAUGCACAACAACAAGCACAGUCUUGCUAAAAAGAACCCUUCCACCACCACCACAACCACUUCAAACAGUUAAGAAGAUUAGCCCAGCACAUUAUCAUCUCUCUAUCUCUCUCUUAAGUAGCCAGAUUUGGUUUAACCCUACUUGUCAGUGAGAAGUAAUUCCUCUACUACUACUUUUUUACACUAUCUUUUUCCCCUUUUUUUUUUCUUUUUUUCUUUCGGACCUGUUUCUAGUAUUUAGGAAAAUUGGGGUUUAAUUAAUCAUUGGAGAUUUCAGUCUUCGGGUGGUGUUUUUGUCCAUUAAUCCAUUUUUAGUACAUGGAAGUGGGUUGAUUGAUUAUAUAUGCAAUGCUUGAGUUUAAAUUA
Molecule: messenger RNA, 2645 nt
Organism: Populus euphratica (Euphrates poplar)
Lineage: Eukaryota; Viridiplantae; Streptophyta; Magnoliopsida; Malpighiales; Salicaceae
Product: zinc-finger homeodomain protein 4
Exons: 1
Coding region: 1462-2352 (296 amino acids)
Biological process (GO): regulation of DNA-templated transcription; regulation of developmental process
Cellular component (GO): nucleus
Molecular function (GO): DNA-binding transcription factor activity; transcription cis-regulatory region binding
Source: RefSeq, a predicted model, not a curated record